Messenger RNA from Vigna angularis (adzuki bean), 1129 nucleotides. Its product is annotated as transcription factor JUNGBRUNNEN 1. Gene Ontology annotation, biological process: regulation of DNA-templated transcription. The transcript is spliced from 3 exons. Gene Ontology annotation, molecular function: DNA binding. Lineage: Eukaryota; Viridiplantae; Streptophyta; Magnoliopsida; Fabales; Fabaceae. The coding region runs from base 16 to 969 and encodes 317 amino acids. The record is from RefSeq and is a predicted model, not a curated record.
AAUUAAUAUAAGUAGAUGAAAAGGAGGAACAUAGCCCACAGGUUAGAAGAAGGUUCUCAAGUUUUACAGAGAUUAACAAUGGAUGUGUCCAAGUUACAUAACUCUGAUGAAGAAGACAAGAAAGAAGACGAAGUUGUGCUUCCCGGCUUCAGAUUCCAUCCAACAGACGAAGAGCUUGUGGGCUUUUAUCUCAGGCGAAAGGUGGAGAAGAAGCCUCUCAGAAUUGAACUCAUCAAACAGAUUGACAUCUACAAAUAUGAUCCAUGGGAUCUUCCAACAAGUUCUGUGGGGGAGAAGGAGUGGUAUUUCUUCUGCAUAAGAGGGAGAAAGUACAGAAACAGCAUAAGGCCUAACAGAGUGACAGGGUCUGGGUUUUGGAAAGCCACCGGGAUUGAUAAACCGAUAUACUGUGUUAAAGAACCCCAUGAAUGCAUUGGGUUGAAGAAAUCAUUGGUUUAUUACCGUGGAAGUGCUGGAAAAGGCACCAAAACUGAUUGGAUGAUGCAUGAGUUUCGUCUUCCACCCAAUGGAAAAUCCACCACUAACCCACAACCUAAUGACAUUCAAGAAGCUGAAGUGUGGACGCUAUGUCGAAUAUUCAAACGAGUCCCAUCUUACAAGAGGUACACACCAAAUUUGAAAGACUCAAACACAGCACCAAUCACGAAGCCAAACCCCACAAACUCUUCAAGUUCCAAAACAUGCAGUUUAGAAUCUGACACCGCCAAGCCAUGUUUGACUUUCACAAACUCACCAUCAUCACUGCUCCUUCACCAAAACCAAAUGAUCAAACCAGUUUUCGGACAUGUUGACCAACAGCCUACGACAUCCUUUUCCUACUCGAGUUUUUGGAACCAUCAGAAUCUGGAAUUGGCUCAUGAGAAUUGGGAUGAUCUCACUUCUGUCGUUCAGUUUGCUGUUGAUCCGUCCAGGCUUUCUGAUCACUGUAAAGAGUUUAAUAGAUUUUGAUACCAUUUUACAUGCUUAAACUACUUAUUAUAACAUAGUAACAUACAUAUUUCUUAUAUAUAUAUCUCACUCUAUUCUUUUCUUUGGUGAGAACUUAGUUUGACACUAUAUGUUAACUUUUUCUUUGGUUAUCUAUUGCUACCUUUAUUCUUUUUUUUCU